This is a messenger RNA of Ochotona princeps (American pika), 2268 nucleotides long. It is a transcript of the gene MMP28, whose product is annotated as matrix metallopeptidase 28. Gene Ontology annotation, biological process: collagen catabolic process; extracellular matrix organization; proteolysis. The transcript has 10 exons. Lineage: Eukaryota; Metazoa; Chordata; Mammalia; Lagomorpha; Ochotonidae. Gene Ontology annotation, cellular component: extracellular matrix. The record is from RefSeq and is a predicted model, not a curated record. The coding region runs from base 1 to 1866 and encodes 621 amino acids. Gene Ontology annotation, molecular function: zinc ion binding; metalloendopeptidase activity.
AUGACUAACGGCCGCGGCGCGGAGCCCCCACAGCCCGGCGAGAACAAGGACUACCACAGCCAGGCGGCGCGGCGGCCGGAGCUACUAAUGAAAUAUUUUCCUCACAUUGCCAAGAAGAAGGCCGAAUUCACUUGCUUGAGAGUCCUGGAGCUUGCUAACGGCCCUCCGGCCUGUGGGCGGCCAGUGCCCGGACUGGACGACGUAGCUCCGGCUGCCGGCAACGAGCUGCUGGGCCACCUCUUUGCGCGCGCCCGGGCGGCCCGGACCUGGCGCAUCCCGGGGAUCCCGUGCAAGAUGCGGGCGCGCGUGAGUCUCCUCCUGCUGCGCACCCUGCAGCUGCUGCUGUGGGGUGGCCUGGCCGCCGAGCCCGUGGGGCGCGUGGGGCGCGCCGGCCGGGAGCUGCGCCAGGAGGCGGAGGCCUUCCUGGAGAAGUAUGGAUACCUAGAUGGACAAGUCUCCAAAGCUCCCACCUCUACACAAUUCAGCAAUGCCAUCAGAGAGUUCCAGUGGGUGUCCCAGCUGCCAGUCAGUGGUGUGCUAGACCGGGCCACCCUGCACCAAAUGAUGCGUCCCCGCUGUGGGGUCGCAGACACUGACAGUCAGGCCUCCUGGGCUGAGAGGAUCGGUGCCCUGUUUGCUGGACGUGCAGCCAAAAUGAGACGUAAGAAACGCUUUGCAAGGCAAGGCAAUAGGUGGUACAAGCAGCACCUUUCCUACCGCCUGGUGAACUGGCCUGAGCGCCUGCCUGAGUCCGCAGUGCGGGGCGCCGUGCACGCUGCCUUCCAGCUGUGGAGCAACGUCUCAGCCCUGGAGUUCUGGGAGGCUCCGGCCACAGUCCCCGCCGACAUCCGCCUUACCUUCUUCCAAGGGGACCACAACGACGGGCUGGGCAAUGCCUUCGACGGCCCAGGGGGAGCUCUGGCGCACGCCUUCCUGCCCCGCAGGGGUGAGGCGCACUUCGACCAGGACGAGCGCUGGUCCCUGAGCCGCCGCGGGCGCAACCUGUUCGUGGUGCUGGCGCACGAGAUUGGCCACACGCUGGGCCUUACCCACUCACCCGCGCCGCGCGCCCUCAUGGCGCCUUACUACAAGAGGCUGGGCCGUGACGCGCUGCUCAGCUGGGACGACGUGCUGGCCGUGCAGCGGCUCUACGGGAAGCCCCUGGGGCGCUCCGUGGCUGCCCAGCUCCCCGGGAAACUGUUCACAGACUUUGAAGCCUGGGACCCCCAUGGCCCCCAGGACAGGCGACCUGAAACCCAGAGUCCCAAGUACUGCCACUCUCCCUUCGAUGCCAUCACUGUAGACGGGCAGCAGCAGCUGUACGUUUUUAAAGGGGGCUACUUCUGGGAGGUGACAGCGGAUGGCAACGUUUCAGAGCCCCGUCCACUUCAGGACAGGUGGACUGGGCUGCCCCCCAACAUUGAGGCGGCCGCAGUGUCGCUGGAGGAUGGAGACUUCUACUUCUUCAAAGGCAGUCGGUGCUGGAGAUUCCGGGGCCCUGAGCCAGUGCGGGGUUCACCGCAGCUGUGUCGAGCAGGGGGCCUGCCCCGUCACCCCGACGCUGCCCUCUUCUUCCCACCUCUGCGUCGCCUGGUCCUCUUCAAGGGUACCCGCUACUACGUGCUGGCCCCGGGACAACCGCGUGUGGAGCCCUACUACCCCCGAAGCUUGCGGGACUGGGGCGGUGUCCCCAAGGAGAUCAGCGGCGCCCUGCCGAGGCCUGAUGGCUCCAUCCUCUUCUUUAGAGACGAUCGCUACUGGAGCCUGGACCAGGCCAGACUGCGGGUCACCACCUCAGGCCGCUGGGCCACGGAGCUGCCCUGGAUGGGGUGCUGGCACGCCAACUCGGGGGGCACCCUGUUCUGAGGGCACAGGAACUCCUGGACCCCUCAGGGCCCAGUCAUUUCCCCUGUCCCCCUGGCUUGGAAGUUCCCAAGCCUCCCCGGCCAAGGCCUGGCAGUGAUGUGUCUGCGCUGGUUCCCUGGCUGUUGCCACCAUGCAGGAGUAGGUGGGCCUACUCCAAGGACAAGCAAGCAAAGGUCCCAGGUCCCACUGGCUACUCCUGCCAACUGACCUUGCUGCUCCCCACGCCUCAGGGAUUUUGCUGCUUCUGCUAAUGGUGCAGUCCACCUGCGAGAUGGCAGGGCAGGGCCCAGCCCGGGAGGCUGCAUAACACAGCUACACAUCCUCCCGGCCCGGCUCAUCAGAGGCCUCCCUUGCAAGGAGCUGGGUACGUGAAGGUCAAGGGUUUUCUACCUCACUGGACCU